AUGAGCCAGCGGUUCCCCAUCCAGUCCCUGCCUCCGCUCGAGGUGAGCGAGCUGGAGCACGAGGCCAGCAGGCAGGUCAUGCAGCAGCUCCUGGCGCACACCCUGCGCGAGUUCGAGUUCCAUUCCUACCACAACAGCGGCAUCGUGGACGCGCGGCGCUGGAAGCCGCACACGUACCGCGACGACAUCGAGCUGUACCGCGAGCGCCAGACCGGCGUCACGGGCAACAGCGUCUUCAACUCGCUGCGCCACUGCAGACUCGACCUGCCCAUGUUCUCGUCCACCAUCGAGACGCUGGCGUCCCCCACGAUGCUGCUCACAGGUUACGGCCAGGGACGCGUCGAGUACGCCAUGAGCGCGCUGGUCACGGAAAGCCAGCACGACUUGGCGCUGGCCGUCAAGUUCAAGCACCAGGACGUGGCCGACUGCGCCAUCCUCAAGACACUCGAGCCGCCCACGCAGGCGGAGCCCUACCACUAUUUGGGCUACAAGUUCUUCGUGCGCAAGUCGCCGACCGAGGGCCUGCUGUUCAAGCACCGGCACAGCGUCUACCUCGAGUUCAGCGGCAUCACGCGCUCCAGCAGGGGCGAGCAGCUGGGCUUCCACAUCAUGCACUCGGUCGAGCUGCCGCAGUUCCCCGACCUGAGCGACUACAACUCGAUCCGCGCCGUGCAGUCGACACGCUACAUCUACCGACAGAAGAGCACGCACGUGGUCGAGGUCUUCAUGCUCGGAAACAUGGAUAUCUCCGGCCGCAUCUUCAGGCCGCUGGCCAACAUGUUCACGGUUGAUGUAUUCUUCGGCGUGACUCGACUUUUGGAGCUCGCGGAAGUGCGUCGGCUCUCUCAGAUGGCACGCAACCAGCGAAACUUCGGGGCCAGCAUGGCCGUACUCGAAGGAGAGUCUGCCUGCACGGGGUGCAACCGCAGAGACACCAAGCACAAGAUGCCGCGGUGUCAGCUGUGCGGCAAGACCACGUGCAAGAAGUGCGCCGUCACCAAGCGCGUGUUCGUGGGGGACGACAUGGGCAUCCUCGGAGAUUUCGUCAAGGUACCGGCAUGCAGAGCCUGCGUGCGCCGCGCCAACACGGGCGGCCUUGCGUCCCCGCACGAGCGCGUGCUGCGCACUCCGGAUGACAAGCUCAACUUCGACUUCAGGAAGCCCAAACCAAAGCCCAGGACGUGGUCGAAGCCUGCCGAGACCCAGCGCCAUCCUUCGAUGCGACGUGAGACCUAUCCUUCGCGGGCACCGUCGAAGAAGGAGCCCCUCCCGGGUGAAUACUCGUCCAGCGUGCCGAUGACUUCGAAGCUGGACCGGCAAGAAGAGGACAAGGACAUUGUCGCCCCUCGCCUCAACGACCGAUGGAGUCCGCCGGCGUGGACGAAGCCCGCCCCCACAAACAAGUCCCAUUCCGACAGAGGCUUCCGCCACAUCCAAGCGGAACUCCCGGCCAGGCCUCGCGCCCGCACGCGCGUCUCCAUCCCCGCUCAAGGCGACGCCCCCAUUUACGGUGCCCCGCCCAAGACUCGAGCAAGUGCCGACCCGCAGCUCCCGUCGGGCAUGUCGCCGGCCGAGCGCGCCAUAAUGACUCGACUGUUCGAGCUGAGCAAGAUUGCGGAGGACACGUCCGCGACCGCGCACCUGAACGGCAUCUACUGCGAGCAGCACUGGCGCGAGGAGCUCAAGAUAGAGGUGGAGGCCAGCCGCUCCCAGGUUCGUCGCAGCAACGCCGUGACCUCGUGGGUCUGA
Molecule: messenger RNA, 1749 nt
Organism: Phytophthora sojae
Lineage: Eukaryota; Oomycota; Peronosporomycetes; Peronosporales; Peronosporaceae
Exons: 1
Coding region: 1-1749 (582 amino acids)
Source: RefSeq, a predicted model, not a curated record